GGGCGCGCGCCGCGGACUCGGCGGCGGCGAGUAGUUAGUUGUUUAGUCAGUGUCAGUCGCUCGGCGGCGGCGGCCGCGGUCACCAGGAAGCGGACGGGACGGCCGGCGAUGGUGGUCCCCGCGGCGGCGUGUGCGCCCCUCAGGUGUCUGCCUAAACUGGAAUUUAUGCUGUAGACAGUUCCUUGUGGAUUUGACUGAAAACCUAAGGAAAAGAAUAUUGGAAGUCCAUUUCUAAGAAAGAAAAGAAGCAAUGACAUAAUACCUAGAGUUGAAGACAGUUAAACUGGAAAUAUUGCUGAAUUCAAAAAAUAAAGGAAUGAGAGGCAGAGAACAAAGAACAUUCAUCUUACAAGCACUUUGAAAUUUUUAAGGACUGUAAUGUCAGCUGCUAAAACCACCUUUGUCACCAUAAUGGAUGAAGUACUUCAGAUUUAAAAGAGCCACAGUGCUGUGCCCUGGAGGAGCUUUUUCUUGCCUCUGCUUGGAAGGAAAUUGAAUCACUUAGAGCAAUUGACCUCUCGAGCAGCAUUUCUCAAUCGGGGGCCAUAUGUAUUCCGAGGGAGCAACAGGUAUUGGUCGAACUACACAAGCUGCUAUGUAUGACACAUAAGGGAAGUGAAAACCAGUGGAUGCGAGUUUGGCCAUGCACUGAAAGGAAAGCAUUGUCUGUGAAGUUUUCUAUUUAAAAAUGUCUGCUUGUAAUGCCUUUACUGAACACGUUUGGAAACCUGGUGAAUGCAAGAACUGCUUUAAACCAAAGAGCUUGCACCAGCUUCCCCCAGAUUCUGAGAAGGCACCCAUCACCCAUGGCAAUGUGAAAACCAAUGCCAAUCAUAGUAACAACCACCGCAUCAGGAACACAGGAAACUUCCGGCCCCCUGUGGCUAAGAAACCCACUAUAGCUGUGAAGCCCACUAUGAUGGUGGCAGAUGGACAAAGUGUAUGUAGUGAGCUUAGUAUACAAGAGCACUGUGAGAACAAGCCCGUCAUCAUAGGGUGGAACCGAAACCGGACGGCUUUGAAUCCGAAACCACUUAAUAAUAAUGAAGAUGAUAUUGAAGGGCUUGGCCAUGUUCCUAAAUCAUAUGAAAAUAAUGAUAGUUCAAAGAAAAUAUCGAGUAACAAUAAUGGGCUAACUGAAGUGUUAAAAGAAAUAGCAGGCUUGGAUACCGCCACCCCUCAGGUCACAGCAAAUGAAGAAAACUCCAGAGAAACAUUCUUAGGCAGGAUAAACGAUUGUUAUAAAAGAUCACUGGAAAGGAAGCUUCCACCAAGUUGCAUGAUAGGUGGGAUCAAGGAUACUCAGGGCAAACAUGUUAUUCUGAGUGGGAGCACAGAGGUGAUCAGUAAUGAAGGGGGCCGAUUCUGUUACCCAGAAUUUUCUAGUGGAGAGGAGAGUGAGGAAGAUGUGCUUUUUCAUAACGUGGAGGAGGAACACGAGAGUUGGGAUGAGAGUGAUGAAGAGCUCUUGGCCAUGGAGAUUCGCAUGAGAGGGCAGCCUCGCUUUGCUAACUUAAGAGCAAAUACUUUGUCUCCUGUUCGAUUCUUUGUGGACAAAAAAUGGAAUACUGUCCCCCUGCGAAAUAAGUCUCUGCAGAGAAUUUGUGCUGUGGACUAUGAUGACAGCUAUGAUGAAAUCCUGAAUGGUUAUGAAGAGAAUUCUGUGGUCCCUUAUGGCCCGGGAAGCAUGGUAUCAUCUGACUCCACAUCACCAGAUUCUUCUUUAACAGAAGACUCACGUUCUGAGACGGCCAGUAGUUUGUCCCAAAAGAUUUGCAAUGGGGGAAUAUCUCCUGGCAACCCAGGAGAUGCUAAGGAUGUAAAAGAAAGUAAGCCCAGCUUAGAGAACCUUCCUGGUAAUAGUCAGGAGAAGGAUGCAUUGCAAACACCCAAAACCUCAGCAAAAGCUCCAGAGACACACAAGGCAGUUCUUGCCCUCCGAUUGGAAGAGAAGGAUGGCAAGAUUGCUGUACAGACUGAGAAACAAGAAUGUAAAGCCUCUACUGAUAUUGCUGGGCAAGCAGUAACCAUAAACCUGGUCCCUGUAGAGGAGCAAGCAAAGCCCUACCGAGUUGUGAAUCUCGAGCAACCAAUGUGCAAGCCAUACACUGUUGUGGACGUGUCAGCAGCCAUGGCCGGUGAACACCUUGAGGGCCCUGUUCACGGCUCCAAGACAAAAAACUCAUCUUCUACUCCAAACUCUCCAGUGACAUCACCUACAUCGGGACAAGUAAAUGCCCAUUUCCCCAAAUCUAGUGCAAUUCGAUACCAGGAGGUAUGGACUUCCAGUACCAGCCCACGACAAAAGAUACCUAAGGUGGAAUUAAUAAGUGGUGGAACUGGGCCAAAUGUCCCUCCAAGGAAAAGCUGUCACAAAUCAGCACCAACUUCACCCACAGCUACAAAUAUUUCCUCCAAAACCAUUCCUGUCAAGUCACCUAAUUUGUCUGAAAUCAAGUUUAAUAGCUACAACAAUGCUGGCAUGCCACCUUUUCCAAUUAUCAUUCACGAUGAGCCAACUUAUGCUCGAAGUUCCAAAAAUGCUAUCAAAGUCCCCAUCGUAAUCAAUCCAAAUGCUUAUGACAAUCUAGCCGUUUACAAAAGUUUUCUUGGAACAAGUGGAGACCUCUCAGUGAAGGAAAAAACCACAAGUGUAAUAAGCCAUACUUAUGAAGAAAUAGAAACUGAGAACAAAGCUUCUGAUAGCACCACUAGCAAGCCCUCUGAGUGUCCCCAGGCUAAAGCGUUUUCAAACAGCACCGAGCGUAAAAGGGGCUCCGUGGCUCAGAAGGUUCAGGAAUUUAACAGCUGUCUCAACCGAAGUCAGUCUUCACCACAGAGAAGUUAUAGUUCUAGCCACAGUUCCCCAACAAAGAUACAGAGAACCACUCAAGAACCUGUGGCCAAAACAGAAGGCCCUCAGGAGUGUCAGAUGGCAGGCAGUGGGGGCAGCACCCGGGAGAAAGCAAGCACAGUGCUUUCUCAGAUUGUGGCUUCCAUCCACCCCCCACAGUCGCCCCCAGAAAUGUCUCCAUCUAGUCCUAAAGCUUGCAGCAUAGAAGAGCUCUAUGCGGUCCCACCGGACGCCGAUGCUGCUAAGAUUACCCCUAAGGGCACACCGGUCCGGCCCAAAUCUCUCUUUAUUGCUCAGCCCAGUGGCGAGGCGGGAACAAAUCAGACCACUGAAAGUCCUACAACCAAAGUACAGAAAGAGCCACUCACAAAGCCACUCACCACUCUUGCCUCGAAAACGAGCCACCAAAGUGAGCCACCACCUCCUUUUCCCCCGCCACGCUCCACUUCUUCCCCUUACCAUGCAAGUAAUCUUUUGCAGAGGCAUUUUACCAACUGGACCAAGCCAACCAGUCCUACCAGGUGCACAGAAGCUGAAUCAGUUUUGCACUCUGAAGGCAGCAGGAGGGCAGCUGAUGCAAAGCCUAAGCGCUGGAUAUCUUUCAAAAGCUUCUUUCGCCGCCGGAAAACAGAUGAGGAAGAUGACAAAGAGAAAGAGCGUGAGAAGGGGAAAUUGGUGGGGUUGGAUGGCACCGUCAUCCACAUGCUGCCUCCUCCUCCAGUUCAGCGCCAUCACUGGUUCACAGAGGCGAAAGGAGACUCCAAUGAGAAGCCUGCCAUUGUCUUCAUGUACAGGUGUGAGCCCCCCUCCGGCCAGCUCAGCAUAGAGCAGAGUAAGGCCCGGACAGACCAGCCGGCAGCCACACAGAAGGGUGGAAUGGAUGACGGGUUACCACAGGACUCGGAGAGAAAGAAAAGGGCUCAUUCUUCUCCAGCACAGGUUCCUAAAAAGAUCCUCAGUCACGUGCCACAUGAAGUCACGGAGGACUUUCCUUCUCGGGAUCCAAGAACUGUUCUUGCGAAGCAAGAUGGUGGGGGUGGUACUUCCGUCACACCAGCGCUGCCUUCGCCUGAACUGGAAGGGGAAGAGGAAAAAGGUGACGUUUCAGAUCCUGUGGAUCUGAAUCCCUGUAGUGCAACAUACAGCAACUUAGGGCAAUCAAGAGCAGCCAUGAUACCUCCCAAGCACCCUCGGCAGCCUAAGGGAGCUUUGGAUGAUGCCAUCGCCUUUGGUGGGAAAACAGACCAAGAAACACUCAAUGCUUCCCAGCCCACACCACCCCCACUGCCAAAGAAAAUGAUUAUAAGAGCCAAUACAGAACCAAUCUCCAAAGACCUUCAAAAAUCCCUGGAAACUAGUCUCUGUGUUGUGGCUAAUCCCACCUACGACAUCGAUCCCAACUGGGAUGCCAGCAGCGCUGGCUCUUCCAUCAGUUAUGAACUUAAGGGACUAGACAUUGAAUCCUAUGACUCUUUGGAGAGACCUUUGCACAAGGAGAGGCCUUUCCCCUCAGCAGCAAACAGCAUCUCCAGCCUAACCACUCUCAGUAUUAAGGACAGGUUUUCCAACAGUAUGGAGUCUCUGUCCAGCCGGCGUGGUCCCUCUUACAGACAUGGACGAAGCCUCCAGAAGCCCCAGAGACAAGCACUUUAUCGAGGACUUGAUAAUCGGGAGGAAGUGGUGGGUAAAAUCCGAAGCCUUCAUACAGAUGCCUUGAAGAAACUGGCUAUUAAAUGCGAAGACCUCUUCAUGGCUGGCCAGAAAGACCAGCUCCGUUUCGGUGUGGACAGCUGGUCAGACUUUAGGCUCACCAGUGACAAGCCAUGUUGUGAGGCAGGCGAUGCUGUCUACUACACCGCUUCGUAUGCAAAAGAUCCGCUUAAUAACUAUGCAGUCAAGAUAUGUAAGAGCAAAGCUAAAGAAUCUCAGCAGUAUUAUCACAGCUUGGCUGUCCGGCAGAGUCUAGCUGUCCACUUUAACAUCCAGCAGGACUGUGGUCAUUUUCUUGCUGAAGUCCCUAACCGUCUGCUUCCCUGGAACAAUCCUGAUGCUCCUGAAGAGGAAGAUGAUGAAAUGGAAGAGACUGGAGAUGAGGUGAAAGGAGAAACGGAUGAGAAAAGCUCUGAGCCCUGCUCCGAAACGGAAACAUCCCAGAAGGAAAGCCGAAAGCAGAGGAGCCACGUGGUGGUCAUCACCCGAGAGGUUCCCUGUCUCACCGUGGCUGAUUUUGUGCGGGACUCUCUGGCCCAGCAUGGGAAAAGCCCUGAUAUGUAUGAGAGACAAGUAUGUCUGCUGCUCUUACAACUGUGCUCUGGUCUUGAGCACCUCAAACCCUACCAUGUCACUCACUGCGACCUUCGCCUCGAGAACCUGCUCCUGGUCCACUACCAGCCUGGGGGAACUGCCCAGGGCCUCGGUCUCACUGAGCCUAGCCCCACUUCCUCUGGUCCCACAAGACUCAUAGUAAGCAACUUCUCUCAGGCCAAGCAGAAGAGCCAUCUGGUCGACCCAGAGAUCCUCCGGGACCAUUCCCGCCUGGCCCCAGAGAUCAUAACAGCCACCCAGUAUAAGAAAUGUGAUGAGUUCCAGACCGGAAUCCUCAUCUAUGAGAUGCUGCAUCUGCCCAACCCCUUUGAUGAGAACCCAGAUCUAAAGGAAAAGGAGUACACCCGGGCAGACCUUCCUCGCAUCCCUCUGCGUUCCCCCUACUCCCGGGGCCUGCAGCAGCUGGCUAGCUGCCUCCUCAAUCCCAACCCUUCCGAGCGGAUCCUCAUUUCUGAUGCCAGAAGCAUCCUCCAGUGUCUGCUCUGGGGCCCCCGGGAAGAUCUCUUCCAGACUUUCACCGCCUCCACCAGCCCGGUGCAGAGGAACACCCUGCUCCAAAAUUGGCUCGACAUCAAGCGAACCCUGCUGAUGAUCAAGUUUGCUGAGAAGUCUCUGGAUAGGGAGGGGGGCGUCAGCCUUGAGGACUGGCUUUGUGCUCAGUAUUUGGCUUUUGCCACUCCAGACUCCCUCAGCUGUAUUGUGAAGAUCCUGCAACACCGCUAACUUAUCUGCUGCUGCUUCCACUUCUCUUUUCAUCUUAAGUUACUCCUGCACUUCCCCUUCCUGACGCUCACCCAGAAUUCAAGGAAAGGAGACAAGCCUUCUCUCUCUGUCCAUGAGCAAAUGAGUUUCCCUGGGAGCUCGUCCAGUCAUCCACAGCUUCCAAAUCAAGUAAGAAGCGGAGUCUGUCUGAGCUUUACCGAAAGUCAGUGGCACAAACAAGCCUUUGCCUUGCCUUGGCACACCUUCCACCCUCAUUGUCCCACAAGUGCAGGUAAAAAUGAAAACACACAUCCCUGAAGGGACAGCUUCCUUGGUAUGGACUCGGUGAGUGGUAUCCAGUUCCUCCAUAAUUCUGAAUAUUGCCUGUCUAUUUUUAAUCCCAACUAUUUAUUCUCAUAAGCAAUAUACAGAGUUAAUCAGUCUCUACUACUGUCCUCCCAUGAGCUCUCACAACAGACUUCCUUCCCUUCGAGUAUCAGUAACUGACUUUCUUACCAGGCAAAACUGCCAUCCUUCACAUCAGCCCAGUUAGGUUUCAGGGUCUAUGUCCUUUGUUCCAGCAAACAGCAGAAGGACACGGCAAGAUCCCAGCUCCUGGCUUAUGGACCCCUUUUCACGUUUUCCUUUCUCUUCUCGGUGUGUGUAUGUGUGUGCACACAGCGUGGAGGAAAGCCCUGUGAGUCACCUACGCCACCACUGCCUGAUUCUCCUGCAUCUCUGCUCUGUCCCCAAUGGCCAGUGAAGUUCGGGGUUUCGGCUGUUGAUGUGGCCCAUUCCGGAGCUGACUCAGGUGGUGUCAUCAGUGCUUCAGCAGAGUGGAAUGCAUCUCAGAUCUUCUAAAUAACUGGCAGGACACAGGUGGUUUCUUAUUGUGUGUGCAGUUCUCUUGGGGCCAGCAAUGGAACAGGAGUUAAGAACACCAUUCUUUGAUCACUGUCAGAACUGUCCACAUCCAUGGCGCCUGCAUGCCACUUUCCCCCCGCCAGCCCCCUGCCCCGCCACGGCAGUGCUCAGCUGGCUCCUCAGUAGCUGUUGUUCACUCAUUCACCAAAUGCUGCCACCACAGCCCUGGGUGUGAAGGCGAUCAGCUGAGCUCAAGAUCUCCAGCAGCAGGGGAGGGAGAGGGCCUCUCGCAAGACUGCUUCCCUGCCCGCAGGAUGCCCACCGUGCCUGCAGAGGUGGCUCCCCGUGCCCAGCUGCGCAGGCACCUCCUCUCCAAAGCUCCCAGCUGGCUCUCGAGGACAAUUCACAAGGGAAUUUUUUGGCUGGGGUGGGUGACUGAGAGCUGUGUGGGCCUGGGCUUCUCUCCCUUGGACAUAUGUGCAAUUUUUGUAUGUAUUUUUAGCUGUAUAAUACAAUGUUUAUGUCACAACUUCACCAGAAGCAAGAGCUCCAAAAGCCCUCCCUUCUCCCCUUGGCACAUAGGCGCGCUCAGAGUUAAAUGUUCCUUCCACAAGGGCGCAUGUGUAUGCUCACGUGCGCAUGUGUGUGUGUGCAUGUGUGUGCACACGCUUGUAUUGAAAACUGUGACUAUCUGUUUACUUCAACCUUGAAAUCCCAAGAGUCACUCAGAUGGAGAGAAUGUGUGUACACAUGUAUGCCCGUGUGUGCGCGCACACAUGCUGGAAGUUGAGGCCAGGCCUCUCGGGAGCAACCUGUGACCCUGCAGAGACAAGUUCUCUGCACCCUGUGAGGGACCCGGAGCCCCUCAUCACCCAGCACAGCGUUUCUGACAGCCGAGACUAAUCGUGCAGUAUUCCUUAGAUAGCACAUUAGUGGCCUUUUGGAAAUUUCUAUAAUUUUAACAUUUUUAACAGCCUCACGUGAUCCACCUAUAUUGAAGAGGAUCAAGAAAGGAGAAGAAUGUAUUUUAUUGUGCUCUUCUUUCUUUAUUUCUUUUUCUUUUUUUUUUUCAAGACUGGGGACACGUGAGGCUCUCCCUGGGGGGCUGUCCUUGUCCUCCCGGCCAGCAGGACAGGUCUCCCAGGGGAGAGAGCAAUCGGCACAUAGCGUCUUGCCUCCUCUGUCCUAGACAGUGGCCACAGAGCGGGCAUGCUGCUGCAGGCCAGCAGGCCAGUCUCUCUCCGUGUCCUGUGGCGUGACCACGCCUUGCCGAGCAGGCUGGGGCUUGGUUCCCUUAGCAUCGCCCGUGUGCACAUGACCCCCUGCCUACUUAUACACUGAAUGGCAACGCGAAGACCACUGACCCUGGCCGCCAGCACGCCCCCCUCGCAGUCCCUCGCCCCUGGUUUGUAGAUUGAAAUACUUCCUCAGUGUCACUUUUGUUGGUGCCUUGCCCAUGUCGAUCUGAAUGUUGAGUAUUUAAUGAGAUUUUGUAUUUAAUGAAGAUUGUGCCCUGCUCCCUCUGUUUGUUCUCCAGGUCCCCUUUCCCUUCCUUCCUGUUUUGCCUUGGAUCCCACCUUCUUCAUGCUCACUCACUCCACAGAGUAUGACGCGCAUGGACACUCUCCACUCCAUUGCCCCCCUAUCUUAGAGCACUGCUACACCAAGCACCUCCUCACAUCAGCUGUGUUCAAUCCAGUUUUUCUAUUAAAAUUUACUUCGGGCAAGAGAUGGCCGCUGGCUGCGAGGGCAGUUCUCUGGCGUCCCGGAUGCGGGCAGCUCCAGGAGUUCUCUGAGUGAUGGCAGAGGAAUGUGAGGUGGAAAGGGAAAGGGGCGGGGCGUGUCACAAGUCAGAUCAGGAGAGACAAGAAUACUAUAUUCUCUCGGCAAGAAGUACUGCAUCAGAUGGGCCUCAGAUAUUUUUACAGAAGAUUGAAAUUCAAUCAAAUAUUAGCACAAAUAUUUUUUUACUUUUUAAAAAUUUUACUUGUAAUAGGAACUUCAAAUGCAUGCACCAACUGGAACACAGCCCUCCCUUCAGCAUAGACAUAUAUGAGUAAAUCCAUAUCUACAUGUCUGUGCAUAUAUAUUUGUCAGUGUGGGAUUGUGACUAGUAUAGCACUUUAAGUUUCCUCAAGUAACAUCAAGUUAUUGUCUUCACCAUUGAUUGGAAAGGUUUUCUUUUCUAUUGAAACCUGUUGUAUAUGAUUCCAUUUAUACUGAAAGCUUGAACAAUUGAAGCCGCUAAUAGGCUUUUCCUUAAGCCACAUGAACAUGAACCAUUUCUCUGACACAUCUGAGUGGUGGAGAAACCAGCCCUGGCUGGAGUAGCCCAGACCAAGACUGAAUGUAUAGCAGAGUGCCUUGUUAAAACGAGAAUCUCAUCUCGGAAGGAAGAGCGUGAGAGGGUCCACAAAGACUAGGAGAGGUCGCCCCUCCUAGUGUUAGGAGAGUUUUUUUGAUAUAUGGAUUCCGCUGUGAUGCCAGAAGGUCAUUUCUGAGGAGUAAAUAGCGGGAAGGGGUUGCAGGAGACAGUUUGUACCUGUGGAAGUCAUGAAUGAGACCCUCCAGCCCCUGAACCAGUCAGACUCAGGAGCCAGAAUACUGACAGUGGCCUUCGGGUUUGGUUCUCCAAAGAGGAACUGGCUGAGGCCCAGUAGGUUGAGCAGAGGGAGGGAGCAACCAGGCCCCACACCACCUAACCUACUGAUAUCGGGGCUGAAAACUGAGUUAUGUGUUGGGGUUUUAAGAGUCUAAAUUGCCUUUUCCUCAUCGGAUUAAGUGGUUGACAAUUUUGCUUCCAAACUCAGAAUAAGUUUAUGAACAUGGAUAACUCCAUAGGGUUAAAAGUUCUAAACCCACCCCCAGCCCCCAACCUAGAAAUACUAAUGAGUCUGGGCAUAAAACUACCAAAAAUUGUACCGUAAAGCAGCAUUGUAAAAUUUCCACAUACAAAUGUUGGGUCCUCUAAGCUGGGGCAGAGGACUGCACUGAAUUCAGAAUACCUUGAAGCUGAGAAGUAACCUGACUUGGUUUUUGCUGGUAACCUGACACUAGGAUAUUUUUUCCCCUUCUUAAACUCAAUCUGCUGUGAUCUGAAAAAUGCAGAUCUGUCUCACUGAAGCCCAGAAUUUGGGAUGCAUCCCUUAUACCAAAUGAUUCUAGUUGUAUGAAUCAAGUAUGAACAUACUUGGGUCAGGUGUGGGGGGCACCAAGAGAGAACUUGAUGUUAUGCUCCAACUCUGACGCAUCCUUUAUCCCCCUCACAGUUGCUGAGGGUGGAAAUUCUGGUCCAGAGUGAGCAGAAUGGCUGCCCAUGAACCCAGAGUAUUUAACAUGACCUCACUGGAGCCCAGAUUCUCAGAGGCCCAAUAUGUCAUGCCCCCGAGAUCAAUCCAAGUGUUGCUCUUGCUGAAGUAUGCACUGGAGCCCAGCUGCCCCGAAAAAGGUGGCCCCACGGACCAAAAAAAUGAGGCAUAAGUGGGGGGGGGGAAUCUACAAUGCAAGGUCCCAGACAGAGAUUAUACCAAAGACAUCAAGCCUUCUUAUCCUGUGCUGCUUCGGUGGCAAAGCUGAGUUGUGACGAACACCGUGAGAGCAGAGUCAUGUGCAUUCCAUGUCAGUAUUAGCUGAAAAAGUAAUCCCGCCUCAGAAAAACUCUUUUUUUUUUUUGUAAAAAAAAGCAAUUCUACUUUGUACAUUUAAAGGGGCAAAAUGAUGAAAGUUUUGGGCCAAUUUUAAAAUCCCCCAGUACCUGUGGAGAAAGAACUCUUCAUUUUUACUGGACAUGGCUGAGACUCAAACCCUUCGCCCAAAUUUUUCGAUGCUGAGACUGAGGGUCAAACUUUUUUUUUUUUGGUAGUUUCAAUAGAUUUGGUAAAGAAGUCUUGGUAAAUUUAACAAAUUGUAAUCAUUUUUUAUAAACCUUCCUACCAAGGCGUUUACCACUCACCAUCACCAUCAUUAAGUGCCCAGAAAGUGCCAGGUGCUAUCCAGCUGUUACACACCCUCCUCUCUUCAGCUAUUUGAAGUUAGAAUAGGUUUUUGCAUCAGCCACUUCUGGAAGCUUCUCCACAUGAGAGGAGGCAGGGGCCCGCUCUCUGGACAUCCUUUCCCUGGUUUCCCACUCCAAAGAAUCUCCUAUUUUUAUUCCUCCAUCUCCUUCUCCCCUUCCCACUUCACAUGCAUAUUUUUCUUACAUCAAGAGUGUUUCAGGGAAUCAAAAGAGGUCAGACUUUUUUUAACAUAGCAGAAGUACAGAGUCAUAUAUUUUGCUACAAAUAUUAUUCUAUUAACAGAAAAUCCGCUUUGCCCGUAUAUCGUGUGUGGAAAGUAUCGUGUGUGUCUACACUCUGGACAACUUGAAUGUUGAACCAGCCUGUGGCUUCAGGGUAGCAUUUUUGAAAGACAAACCACACUGUGCUUCAGGAAAACUUGCUCCAAAUACUCCCCGGUUAGUCCCUCCCCUUGCCAGUUUGAAAGACUGUCCCCUGUCAGCAUGCUGGGUUGGGACUCUGUUCAUAUGUGCAGGGCAUUCGGGUAUGAGAACAGGGCAGAAGCAAAGUCUUCCUCCUCAUGAUCUGAAUCAUGACAGUCCUCAUUCCCAUCUCUCCCCCAUUCCCCGUAGCCCUGCCCAUGCUCCUCUAUGUUGGAGAAUACUGUUUCUCUCAUUCUUCCCUGGAGAUUCACCCCUCCACUGACUUCAGAGCUGUAUAAAUUUACCAAUGAAUGGUCCCCUCCAUCACCAGAUGGCCCCGCCCUUUGGUUUGCUGUGGUACUUUGCUGUGUUCUCUGUGGCAUCAUGUUACUUGUGUAAAUAAAUCCAUUUUGAUAUACACUAA
Sorex araneus (European shrew) is the source of this 11586-nucleotide messenger RNA. RefSeq names its product pseudopodium enriched atypical kinase 1 (gene PEAK1). The coding region runs from base 689 to 5902 and encodes 1737 amino acids. Gene Ontology annotation, molecular function: ATP binding; protein kinase activity. Gene Ontology annotation, cellular component: actin cytoskeleton; focal adhesion. Gene Ontology annotation, biological process: protein phosphorylation. Lineage: Eukaryota; Metazoa; Chordata; Mammalia; Eulipotyphla; Soricidae. The transcript has 9 exons. The record is from RefSeq and is a predicted model, not a curated record.